UUAUACAAAUGAGUUUAUGCGAAUCUCUGACGGCUUAUCAGGCACUGCAGCUGUUCCACAAAGCAUGGUACAUGCUGGUACCUCAUUUACUUUUGCAUCUUCUGGAGGACGGAAAACACGCAGCAAACUACUCAGUCAGCUGCAAAAUAAAUCACUUCAUAAAUUACCCGAAACCCUCGAAAUGCAUCUCGAACUUCACGUAAGCGACUGCGAAGAGAAAAAGGAUGCUGUGCGGCGGAUCCAACCAAGACAGUUUGAGCGCUUGAUGUCGAUGAAUUCUGAUGAACGCUACGCGAAGUUAUUCCAGACCACACUGUUCUGGAUAGGAAAAUUAUGGGAAUUUUCGUCGACACAAAUACGUCAAUUUCCGCGUUGCGUUAUUACUAGUACGGAUGCAUCUACUGAUGAGAUUACAAAUGUUUAUGGCAAGGAAAAGCUAAAAGGAUGGUACGGGAAACCGGAACAAGAGAUGGACAGAAUGCAAGGUAUAGGAACUCAUCAGGUUGUGAGAGAAAAUCUGCUGCUGGAGAAUCGGGACGUUAAAUCAAGAUUUUCAACAGUAGUACAUUAUUUGACAAAGAAACUGAAUAAGCGCCGUCAAUGUAAACUCCGCUGGUAUGGUUGCUUGGAGAAAAGAUCUAGUAGUGAAGGAAACAGUUAUUCUGAGUCACAGGAGUGA
Cercopithifilaria johnstoni is the source of this 679-nucleotide messenger RNA. NCBI's taxonomy places the organism in Eukaryota, Metazoa, Nematoda, Chromadorea, Rhabditida, Onchocercidae. The record is from the annotation of a GenBank genome assembly.